Cladophialophora immunda is the source of this 1207-nucleotide messenger RNA. RefSeq names its product secondary thiamine-phosphate synthase enzyme. The record is from RefSeq and is a predicted model, not a curated record. The transcript has 2 exons. Lineage: Eukaryota; Fungi; Ascomycota; Eurotiomycetes; Chaetothyriales; Herpotrichiellaceae. The coding region runs from base 15 to 659 and encodes 214 amino acids.
CACCGUUCAAUGAUAUGCCAGCGUUGGAUAUCACUCAAUCCAAAUACUUCACUUUUGUCUCGGUGCUGGUCUUGGUACUUGCGUUAUUCCCAGGGUUUCCACAAUACAUUCUAGGUCUUCCCUUUCGUCUGCUCAUAUAUCCCUUUAAAACGACAUCACCCCUCUCUGUUACUUUCGAUUGUCCUCCGGGCUGCAUCGCGCAGAGCACUCGUUCCAACAUGUCUACAGCAUGGUUUCAGAAAACCUUCACGCUUCCUGCCAAAUCCCGUGGCUCCUACCUCAUAACAGAUCAAGUUGUGGCGUCUUUACCAGAGAUCAAGGAGUACAAAGUUGGACUUCUGAACUUGUUCGUACAACACACUUCAUGUGCGCUCUCUUUGAAUGAGAACUGGGACAGUGAUGUAAGAGAAGAUAUGAGCGAUGCGCUUGAUAGGAUUGCUCCGGAAGAUAGGAAGGGCAACCUAUACAGACACUCGGCUGAAGGCUUGGACGAUAUGCCUGCACAUAUCAAGUCGGCGCUCAUUGGAGCAAGCGUAACAAUCCCUAUCACGGAUGGCGCCUUGAACACUGGCACGUGGCAAGGUAUCUGGUAUUUGGAAUUUCGAGCGUCGAAGCAUUCAAGAAAAGUGGUAGCGACUAUUCAAGGACAGAAACAAUAAAUGGUUUGUGUCUGACUGCAAUGUCCAACCGAUCGGUAUGCACGCGGGAAAAUAGUCCUGAGCUGUGCCUUAGCCCUGUUGUCUCUUCAACAACGUCAAGCGGAGCACAGUGAGAGACUCGAAGCUUCCGAAAUUAGCGGAUCCCUGUGCCUAAGAUGCCAUCGAAUUCCUGCCUCAAGAUUGUCUGCACUAUCCACGGAGGUUCCCGGACCAUGGUCCUGCCUAUCUUGAGGUACUCGAAACUAUCGAAUGUGGUCAGGGAAAGAAAGAAUGAGGUGGGCUCAGAGGGAGCAACCUUGCUCAAGGUAUGGGAACAGCUGUUCAAGCAUUAUGGACCUCCACCUGGAAGCCAACGCUGUUCUUAAACAGGUAAACUAUCAAAUGAGGGAUGAGAAUGCCUAUGAUGCACGGAAGAGCGUGUAUCGCCGGCAAUGAGUAUGCUAUCACGUUGGGAGGAGAGAAAGGGAGUCGGCUUCGGUCUGUCUAGGUCUUAUUCAGCCUCGCCCAUGUGGAAUCCAAGAAUUUCUGGAUGAAAUCCGUCACACAGU